AUGGAUGUGAACCAGCACUUUCAGCAGCUUGACCAGCAAUUCGAAGAUCUUCACCACCACCUUGCCGAAACAGCAAGACCACAAUCAUCCCAAUCAUUAUCGCCAUUCGUCUCACAGCACUUUGCCAUUCCAAGAGUGCAAAACUCCCGCCAUAUCGAUCUUCUAGAUGCGCUUUCAGCAUCAGAAAAGUACCGGCGAGAAAAUAACCGCCCGGUCGCCUCCCCUCCCUCCAGUCCUUACAAUGAAGAUGUCGCCGAGCGGAACAUGACAAGGUUCCUACGUAUUCAAUAUCGAAGUGGAUUAGCAACUUCUCGGAUACUAUCCGCGUUAUAUCAAGAGGACGUGGCAGACAGGAAUAUCGCUAAAUAUGGCGAUUCUCGUUCCUCGUCAUCCUUAAGCUCUCGCUCGUCUCCUCCUGCGCCUGGGGGCGCAAGCACGGUGAGCCGAACCGGUUCAAGACGGCGUGGCCCUGGAAAACGUUUCCCUGUGAAACCGAGUUGGACAUCGGAAGGCGAUCUGCGGACUCGCUCUGCCACUCCGGACGCAAUGUCUACUGCUUCUUCACGACUGUCGCAUCUAAGCCAUCUUGUUCGCCAACAAAGAUCAGCGCCCAGUCUGUCUCCAGAAGAGGCAGCUGCCGCGUACGAGGCGGAAGAGGAUGCGCAACCAGACACGCCACGUGCUAGCCAGCGCCUUGGUGUUCCUCCUGCCUAUAAACAGGGCAAAAGAUGGAGCACGACACCGCUGCCAGAUAGCCCUACGCUGCCCAUGCCAAUGGGCGAUGGUGACGGCAAUAAUGGCUCGCGAUCAGCUACGCCGGUAGGAAAACCUCCAGCUACAGCGGCUCGGACUUCCUCGUUGACCGCAAGGUCAGCUUCUCCAGCUCUAGCCUCGGGGUCGAAGUCACGAAAGAAUGUUCGCGACCUUUCCAUCAAUACAAAACUGGCCGCUUCAGGCCGGCCGAAAAUCGCGCAUCGCGCCAUUCAGCCCCCAACGCCUUCAAACAAUGAUAUGAAGCGGGCUCCUAGUAUCGCAGAGGUCAUGAACAGCCCUCUUCCGACCUCCAGCCCUAUUCCUCUGGGCCCUGAUAACCCGUCGCCUCGCUUCAAGGCCUCGGAAAUGAUGGACCUGUUCAAUAAGGCAUACAGGUCUACCCAGGCUGUCAGCCCCCAUCCGACCUACGAGACCUUGCAAGAUGCCAUUGUCCGUGAGAUCAAUUCUCACGAGGCGUUCCGCAAUGUUCCUGUUCCUGUCGCUGGCCCUCCUUUCACACCCACUGCAACCCAGGGGAGCUUUGACCCCAAGAACAUAGGGUUGAACCGCAGUGCUUCAGUCGGCUCGAUAUCCAGGCUCAUGCGAAAGGGCUCCUUCAAGAAACACAAGUGGAACUCGGAAUCCCGCCGCAGCAUCUCCUCCAGCGUUCUACGACGAGGCCCCGGCCAACGAAGACACACUGACGCCCCGCCCCCAACUCCAGGCUUCCUAGCCGACAUCCAAAAGGAACAAGAUGGCAUGCGCCCGAACACCGGCGAGGAGCUUACCUACAUGGACGUCCUUAUCCGUGCCGGCAACGACAACCCCUCAACAUCCCACUCCAAGACUCCAUUUGCAUCUGCAUCACGGAAACGCCACUCAGCCUCCACCUCUAAUCUAUCUACCCUCGCUCGAUCUACCACCGAAAUUUCCACCACCACAACGGGCACCGUGUAUUGCAUGCAAGCCCACUCAAGUUCAAAUGACAGCCAAAACGAGCACGAAGACAGUGACGAUGAGAUCCUCCAGCUUCCAAGCGUUAGCAUCUCCCCGCCCCGCGUCCAAAUCGAAGGCGUAGACGAGAACAAUGUCCGCUACGUAAUCGACUCGUCCACCCCUGUUGAUGCCGAAAAGCUCAUCAAUUGGCCCCAGAGAGCCCGCAACAUCAGUUCUCAGAUUGGCUGUGAACGCAGUCUGUCGCCGCGGACUCGGGCACGGAUGCAGCUUCGCGGAGCUCGCUCUGUCGAGACUUACUAG
This is a messenger RNA of Penicillium atrosanguineum, 2010 nucleotides long. RefSeq lists its product as uncharacterized. The record is from RefSeq and is a predicted model, not a curated record. The coding region runs from base 1 to 2010 and encodes 669 amino acids. The transcript has a single exon. NCBI's taxonomy places the organism in Eukaryota, Fungi, Ascomycota, Eurotiomycetes, Eurotiales, Aspergillaceae.